CCCACAUUUGUGAAUGAGACGGCAAGAGUUACUUUUUUUCCCCAAUAUCACCCCCAGUGUCUCCCCCUCCCCCUCUCUUUCUUGAUUGUGGGGUCAAAGUUGAUCCUUUCUUCUGUGAUAUGUAGCGGCGGCCUUGAUUGUCACGAUCCUACCCCCUUCCACUCUCAGAUCGUCAAAGUUUCUCUGAAUAUCCGAACUUGGAACAUAACGGUUAAAUCAUGUUUCUUCUGGAUUGGUUCUACGGCGUUCUUGCCUCCCUUGGUCUCUGGCAGAAAGAGGCUAAGAUCUUGUUUCUCGGCCUCGAUAAUGCCGGUAAAACCACCUUGCUUCACAUGUUGAAAGACGAGAGAUUGGUUCAACAUCAGCCAACUCAGUAUCCCACAUCUGAAGAGCUUAGUAUUGGGAAAAUUAAGUUCAAAGCAUUUGAUUUGGGAGGUCAUCAGAUUGCUCGCAGAGUCUGGAAAGAUUACUAUGCUAAGGUGGAUGCUGUGGUUUACCUGGUAGAUGCCUAUGAUAAAGAAAGGUUUGCAGAAUCAAAGAAGGAACUGGAUGCACUCCUUUCAGAUGAGGCCCUUGCAAAUGUCCCAUUUCUUAUCCUAGGAAACAAGAUUGAUAUACCAUAUGCUGCCUCAGAGGAUGAGUUACGAUACCAUCUUGGGCUCACAAACUUUACCACUGGCAAGGGGAAGGUAAACCUAGCAGACUCAAAUGUCCGUCCACUAGAGGUAUUUAUGUGCAGCAUUGUCCGCAAAAUGGGAUAUGGUGAUGGCUUCAAGUGGAUGUCUCAAUAUAUCAAGUAGGGUAACUAUCAGAAAGAUGCAUUCCGAAGAUGCUACAGGCUCCUAAACCCCAACUCCAUCUCAUCACGCCCCAACUUCGGGAAAAAAAAAAUGUAUUCAUCAAACUGUUUGAUCUAAGCCCCUAAGUGUUUUAAAUUGGAUGUAUUUGGUUUUGGAUGUGUGUGGAAGGAGGUGCUAAUGUCACUACACUGUAAAAUGUACUUGUGGCAUCAAGUCCCUGGUAUUGUAGUUUUGUGAAUUAAGCUUUCUAUAUUACAAUAACGAUUUGGUUUUAGCAAGAAAGUACUGUUACAGUUA
Messenger RNA from Durio zibethinus, 1097 nucleotides. Its product is annotated as small COPII coat GTPase SAR1A-like. Gene Ontology annotation, biological process: intracellular protein transport. The record is from RefSeq and is a predicted model, not a curated record. NCBI's taxonomy places the organism in Eukaryota, Viridiplantae, Streptophyta, Magnoliopsida, Malvales, Malvaceae. Gene Ontology annotation, molecular function: GTPase activity; GTP binding.